Triticum dicoccoides is the source of this 417-nucleotide messenger RNA. RefSeq names its product histone H2B.4-like. The record is from RefSeq and is a predicted model, not a curated record. Gene Ontology annotation, molecular function: DNA binding; protein heterodimerization activity; structural constituent of chromatin. NCBI's taxonomy places the organism in Eukaryota, Viridiplantae, Streptophyta, Magnoliopsida, Poales, Poaceae. Bases 1 to 390 code for a protein of 129 amino acids. Gene Ontology annotation, cellular component: nucleosome. The transcript is spliced from 2 exons.
AUGCAGAGACUCAUGCAAGGAGAGGUUAAUGGCGGUCAUGAGCCCUGGCCCGACGGUGAGGACGAAGUGGGCAACGACGACGCUGGCAACCCGAACGGAGAAGACGAGAUCGCCAACCGGGUAAUCAAGAUCUACAUCUUCAAGGUGCUGAAGCAGGUGCACCCUGACAUCGGCAUCUCCUCUAAGGCCAUGUCCAUCAUGAACUCCUUCAUCAACGACAUCUUCGAGAAGCUCGCCGACGAGGCCGCCAAGCUCGCCCGCUACAACAAGAAGCCCACCAUCACCUCCCGGGAGAUCCAGACCUCCGUAUGCCUCGUCCUCCCCGGCGAGCUCGCCAAGCACGCCGUCUCCGAGGUCACCAAGGCCGUCACCAAGUUCACCUCCUCUUAGGCUCUUGUCAAAUCUCUUCUGGCGUGU